Staurois parvus is the source of this 2061-nucleotide messenger RNA. The record is from the annotation of a GenBank genome assembly. Lineage: Eukaryota; Metazoa; Chordata; Amphibia; Anura; Ranidae.
AUACUAAACCUCACUCUGGAGAUUAUCUACUUGCUGAUUGGAGAGAGAUUUCCUCUUCUGAAGUCAGGUGAUCAUAUGACCAUCACAGUGCCUCCAUGUGACUCCCUAAAACCUGAGAGACACAACAUGCAGAAGAUUCUAGAAGUCACCAAGAAGAUGAUGGAGCUGCUGACAGGAGAGGAGUGGGAGUAUUUAGAAGGACACAAGGAUCUCUACAAGGACGUCAUGAUGGACAAUCAGCCGCCCCUCACAUCACCGGAUGGAUCCAGUCAUGGGAACCCACCAGAGAGAUGUCCCCGUCCUCUGUAUUCCCGGGAUUCCACACAGGAAGGUCACACCAUCCCUCAUCAUCAUCAGAGUGGAAACCUGAGAGAUCCUAAAGUUGAUGUUGAAGAAGAGAUAAAAGAGGAGGAUGAUGAGGAUGAUGGGGUGAUAGAGGUGUCAAAAUUUCCAAAAGAACACAAAGAUCUGUACCCAAACAACAACAUGGUGGAGUCAUCCAGCUACAGGAACCCACCAGAGAGCUGUCCUCGUCCUCUGUAUUCCCGGGAUUCCAAACAGGAAGAACACACCAUCCCUCACCAUCAUCAGAAUGUAAACAGUGGAGAUAAUCAUAUUGGUAUUAAAGAGGAGUAUAAAGAGGAGGAUGAGGAGUAUGGUGUGUUGGAGGAGUGUUCAGAAAGACACAAGGAUAUGAUGGAGCCACCCAAUGCCAGGAACCCACCAGAAAGAUGUCCCCGUCCUCUGUGUUCCAGGGAUUCCACACAAGAAGAUCACACUAUCCCUCCUAAUGAUCAGGGUGAAGAUCUGAUAAAGAUGAAAGUUGAGGGUGAAGUUCAAGAGAUGUAUGUGAGGGAUGAUCAGCAAUAUACCGGAGGAGGCUUGGAUGACCAGGAUAUUUAAAGAGGAGGACACUCCUACAGAGAUCAGCACAGGAUCUGCCAUCGAGAUACUCUCCAAGGAUCAUCUCCCUUUAUCUCCAGGGUGUAAAAUGGAAGAGGAGGACAUCACCCCAGAUUGUCUUUUCUCCUACCCAAUGACUUCAAAGAUCAAUGAUGGCUUUCACAGUGCGGAUAGACCAUUGAACCCCUCUGACUCCGAGCAGCUUAAUCUCAUGAGGGAUGGUGCCAGAAUCAAGAGCGAAAAUAAUUUUUUUAUCCUGAAUAUGAGGAAAGUGUUAGUUCUGAAUUAAGUCGCCAGCAAAGCUCAGACGAGCUCUAUACCUGUUCUGAGUGUGGGCAUUGUUCACAGAAAUCAGGACUCGCUCUUCAUUACAAUUCUCUUACAAAGGAGAGGUCCUAUUCCUGCCCCUGCCCCGAGUGUGGGAAAGAUUUUUCAGAGACCUCCCAUUUUCACACAGAGAGGUUUCAAAUAGGUGACAAGCCGUUUUCCUGCCCUGAGUGUGGGAAAUGUUUUUCAGGGAAGGCCUACCUUAUGGUACAUCUGAGGUCUCACACAGGGGAGAGGCCUUUUUCCUGCCCUGAGUGUGGGAAAGGGUUUUCACGGAAGUCCAUUCUCAACAUGCAUCGCAGGUCUCACACGGGGGACAGGCCUUACGCCUGCCCUGAGUGCGGGAAAUGUUUUUUACAGAAAAAACAUCUUAACACACAUCAGAAGUCUCACACGGGUGAAAAGCCACAUUCCUGCCUUGAGUGCGGGAAAUGUUUUUCAGAGAAGUCACCUCUCCGUAGACAUCAGAGGAUUCACACAGGGGAGAGGCCAUAUUCCUGCCCUGAGUGCUGGAAAUGUUUUGCACAGAAAUCAGACCUUGAUAGACAUCAAAGAUCUCACCGAGGGGAGAAGCCGUAUUCCUGCUCUGAGUGCGGGAAAUGUUUUUCAGAGAAGUCCAGCCUUAACAAACAUCAGAGAACACACUUGGGUGAGAAGCCCUAUUCCUGCCCCGAGUGCGGGAAAUGUUUUGCACAGAAAUCAGAUGUGGGUAGACAUCAAAGGUCUCACAGAGGGGAGAAGCCGUUUUCCUGCCCUGUGUGCUGGAAAUGUUUUUCACAGAAGGCCAAUCUUUACAAACAUCAGCGAUCUCACAUAGCGGCGAAGUUGUAG